AUGCCCAACGAUCUCGACAAGUCUCUCCUCGAUCGCCUAAGCGCCCUACGAGGCAAAAGCGCAGGGCCCGAGAAACCCGUAUCAACAGAAAUAAAAGUCGAUCUUAUUGAAAGAAAAAAGACUCCUACUCGUGAAGAUACUCUUGCCGCUCGUCUCAAGUCCUUGCGGGAACGCAGCAAUGAACCGUCUUCACCUAUAGCCAAACCAGCUCCAGAGUCAUCAAAGCCCAAGCCUCAACCUGAAAAGACAUCACAAAAGGAACUCCCUAAAGAAGAUGAUGAGGAUGAAUCAAUGUUCCAGACAGACGACCAAACUCUGGAGGAGCUACUAGGCGAUGUCCAACCAGAAGAAGGCUUCAGCGCAGAACCAGACGACGCUCAGGUCAAAGCCCUUCUGGAACAACUUGCAGACGCAAUACCAAAAGACACAGACGAAAAAAAAGAUGACUCGGAUGAUUCCGAUGGAGAAGCCAUGAACAAAGACGUCGACCAAGUCAUCGCCCGCUUUCGCGAUGAGGUAGAAGUAGAAGCUGCUCUCGCCAAGACGAAAUCCCCAGAACCAGAGUCACCCAAUGAGACAGAGUCUAAAGAGACAGACUUUACACUCCCAGAAGUUCCCUCUGACCUCAACGACAUGCCCAUCUCAGCUCGUGCAGGCAGCGCAGAUAUAGACGACAUAACUGCCCGUCUCGCUGCCCUACGCGCCCCAUCCCCAGACGCAGAAUCAUCCUUCGCUUUACCAUCAGUCCCCACAUCCAAACCCUCAGGAAAACUGGUAAAUCGUCUGACUACACGCACAAACUACACCGACGACGACGUGGAUAACUGGUGUACCGUCUGUCUUGAGGACGCAACGCUACGAUGUCCCGGGUGCGACGAUGACGUUUACUGCACGCGAUGCUGGUACGAGAUGCAUCGUGGACCACAAGCUGGGUUCGACGAGAGAAGUCACAAAGCGGUGCAAUUCACAAAAGAUAAAAAGACGAAGAAGGAAAAGAAAAAGGUAGCACUGGGAGCGUGA
Fusarium pseudograminearum CS3096 is the source of this 1020-nucleotide messenger RNA. RefSeq lists its product as uncharacterized. The transcript has 2 exons. Bases 1 to 1020 code for a protein of 339 amino acids. NCBI's taxonomy places the organism in Eukaryota, Fungi, Ascomycota, Sordariomycetes, Hypocreales, Nectriaceae. The record is from RefSeq and is a predicted model, not a curated record.